AUGGAGCACGCUCCGGAGUGGACCCAACAUGCGCUGCGCCAGCUGGCGGCGCGGGCCCGGCGGCUCGUGUUGCACGGGCUGCCGCUGGAGCUCUUCGACCUGGAGAGCGAGGCGGUCGCGGCGUUCCGGUACCUGCAGAGCGGCUCAAACUCCGGGAAGGUGGUGCUCCGCGUGGCCUUCCUCGAGCAGAGCGCGCACGGGUCGCACAUCGUGACGGGCGGGAGCGGGGGCCUGGCUUUGGUGACCGCGGGCUGGCUGGUCGGCCGAGGCGCGUCGGCGGUGGUGCUCUCCUCGCGCAGCGGGCGAGUGGGCGCGGCGCAGGCGGACACAUCGGCGGGGUCGGUGGCCUCGUGUGCCUUGCUCGCGGCUCGCUGCGACGCGUCGGAGCCCGCCGACCGGAGCAUGUCGCCUGUCGAAUUCCACUACCAGCGCGGGCACCAGAUCGGCUACGUGCCGUUGAUUGCUGGAACGAGCUACAUCGCGCUCGCACGAGAGGUGAUGGCGACCUACCGCGCUGCUCCCUUCCGCAUCAGCGACUCCAAGUUCCACACGUUCUUCUUCCUGGACGAUGAGACCAAGGCGGACGCGUUGCAGCAGAUCUCCUACCACGCAGAGACGGGCAACAUUCUCAUCGAGUCGAACGUCGAUGGUGCCGCGACUGUGCACGCGGAGCUUCGAGCGAGCUUCUUCGAGCCAGCCGCUAUCGAUGCCCUGGACACUGCCAGCGCCAUCAGACGCUGCUCCCGGCAGGUCGAUGCCGCAGAGUUUUACGCCAGCAUCGGCAACAACUACCAGGGCGAGUUCCGCACGAUGACUAGCAGCUGGGUUGGGGAGAACGAGGUGAUCGCCCAAAUCGCCUUCCCCAAUCACAAGACCGCCGCCUUCCUACGUGGCUGUGCCUGGCUGGACGCUUGCAACCAGCCUGGCGUGCUGCUCACGCAGAAGGACCCCUCUGCGAGCCAGUGCCUGCCAGACCACAUGAUAGGGCGGCCAUACUUCGCGGCCCGCAUCGCAUCCUACGAGGUGCUGAGCACAAACUUGAAGCAGACCCGCGUGAUGUGGGGCUAUCACUAUGCUCCAGAAGGCGAGCCGGCUCUGAUGCGAGCGUACAACGCCAGCGGCAAGUGCGUCGUGCAGAUCCACGGUGGCGAGAUGGGCGAGCUCGCGCCGGGCUUCCUGGAGUCGCGGCGAGCGCAACGCCACAUCUACGAG
Messenger RNA from Emiliania huxleyi CCMP1516, 1212 nucleotides. RefSeq lists its product as hypothetical. Gene Ontology annotation, biological process: fatty acid biosynthetic process. The annotation marks the transcript as partial. Lineage: Eukaryota; Haptophyta; Isochrysidales; Noelaerhabdaceae. Gene Ontology annotation, molecular function: fatty acid synthase activity. The record is from RefSeq and is a predicted model, not a curated record. The transcript has 2 exons.